GCACCCUGAGCGCGCCUGCUCGGCUCACGUGAUGCAGCGUGUAGCGCUCGCCCCCGUGCCCUGUCAUGUGACUCAUUGUUUGCAGUGAGAGCUGUGGGAACCCGGAAGCGCAGUCAGUGUGGCAGAGAGUCACUGAGCGAGUGACAUCGCCUGCCAGGACCUGCAGGUGGGGGGGAGAGCGGCUGCUAUGUGGCGGCCCCGAGCAUGGUUCAAUGCCCUGAGGACUUCGUUCAGGAGAGACGAGCAGCCGCCUUACCUGAACGAUGCCACCGGCUUCGACUUCUCGGAGGAGAUGGGGGACGGGGAGGAACAGCUGCCUCGCUUCAACAAGCUGAGGGUGAUGGUGGGGGACGAACCGCUGGCUGCUAACGGGGGCCGCCUGAGCCUGUCCUCGGACGACGAGUCCCUGCUGGACCGGGACAACCCAGUGCAGGCCCGAGCCAAACCCGAACCGUGCGAGAACUGCACAAAGGAGAGGGAGAGGAGAAGCCACAGCAAGGCUAAGAGGAGGCUGGGGCUGGCUGCACUGCUCUACCUGCUAUUCAUGGUGGCAGAGCUUGUAGGUGGAUAUGUUUCCAACAGCCUUGCAAUCAUGACGGAUGCCCUUCAUAUGCUUACUGACCUUAUCAGUAUUAUUCUGACCUUGCUUGCAUUGUGGUUGUCGGAAAAGUCUCCAACUAAACGUUUCACUUUUGGAUUCCACCGCUGUGAGGUCAUGUCUGCCGUUAUCAGCAUGAUACUGGUGUAUGUGCUUACAGGUAUCUUGUUAUAUGAAGCAAUUCAGCGUACUAUUCACAUGGAUUACACCAUUAAUGGAGAUGUGAUGCUAAUAACAGCAGCCGUGGGUGUUGCUGUGAACCUCAUAAUGGGCGUUUUGUUAAAUCAAGCAGGACAUCUUCAUUCCCAUUCUCACAGUCCCACGAUUCAGACCCACAGCCACCAAAGCCAUAGCCACAGUCACAGCCACAGCGGUGGCAGCCUGGCAGUACGAGCUGCAUUUGUGCAUGCGCUCGGAGAUCUUGCUCAAAGUGUUGGCGUACUUAUAGCUGCUUACAUAAUUAGAUUCAAGCCAGAGUACAAGCUUGCCGACCCAAUCUGUACAUAUGUAUUUUCUAUACUUGUCGUUAUUACUACUUUGAGGCUAAUACGCGAUACAUUUCUCAUACUACUUGAAGGAGUUCCAAGGCACCUAAAUGUGGAUCUUAUCAAAGAUGACUUAAUGAAGAUAGAGGACGUGUAUUCAGUUGAAGAUAUUAAUGUCUGGUCUCUCACCACAGGAAAAUCAACUGCCAUCAUUCGUUUACAACUAAGUCCCAGUUCCUCAGCAAAGUGGGAGGAAGUACAGCGCAAAGCAAGGCACGUACUACUGAACACACACAAAAUGUACAAGUGUUUUAUCCAAAUGCAAAGCUAUAGGCAAGAGGAGACCUCCAUUUGUACUAAUUGCUCCAAUGCCUGAGUCCCAUGGAUUCUGCCUUACCACUGACAGCCCAAGUCUGGACGACAACAAAAGCAAUAUGUGUUAAUCUUUUACUACGAUUAUGGUGCAGUCACUGGUGGUUGCAUCAUAUAUCUUUAAAAGGAGCCUUGUUUUAUAACAAACUGUGAUACUUAUGGUGUAUCCGAAGAAAUUACAGAAUUCCAGUGAGCAUUUUUUGACCGAUUUUCUAAAGUGUUGUUUACAGACUAAAAGCAAGUUUGCACAUCGUUCUCAAUCGGGGAUAUGAUAGUAUAGCACAUUUGUCAGGAUCCAAAUUAUAUUAUUUUGAUUUAUAAUAAAAAAGGUGACUGCAAAAAUGGACAUUACAGAGCCUUCAGCCUUGCAUAGCUCUUUUAGUCAUGACCAAUGAGAGGCCUAAAUGUUUAAUUCUGUACACAAUUCACGGAUGGUCAAAGUCUAAAUUGCCUUACUGCAUUUGAAAGGUUUACAGUCUUGUUCUAAGGUCAAACUGUUUACUGCCUUUUCUGUUGUAGUUUAAACCAAGUACUAAAUCAUUCCUGCGUAUGAAUAUUAACCAGGGAGGUUCUCCAUAAAAUCUCACUCCGUCAGUACGGUGCAAAACUGCAAACCUCUGUUUAUGCUGCUAACAUAUCAUCAUGUAUUGAAAUGAUUGAUUACUCACUUGUCAUUGUGUUGCUUAGCUUUGAUCCAUUUACUCCUGCUUCACAAGCUGCCCAAUUGAAUGACUUUUUGUAGUGUAAUGAUUUACAAGUUUUAUAUUGGCUUUGUAUAUUGCUUGCUGAGAACCAUAAGCUUGUUAAUGAAGUUCAACGAGUAACCCUUAUCAGUGAUAAAUCUCCUGUUGCACUUUUCCAUUGCUGUUGAUCCUUCCAGAAGUAUAUUUACAGUGUUUAAUCAGUUAUUUGUGCCAGUUAUGAGUAUUCAGAAAACGAAUUAGAGACAGAAUGCUCCCACUCCAUUAAGCACAAACAUUAAUGAAGGUCAUAGUCUGAAUUUUAAUUCAUGCAUCUUGACUGCCAGGUGGCUAUUAUGCAACAAGUAAUAUGAGUCCUAAAGUAUCUGAAGCACAUGAACAGUAUUAAAGAUAUUGCAGGAACCUGAUUUAUUUUAUGACGAAGGUUCUUUUUACUGUUGUUAUAGUUCCAGAUUGGAUUGUCUGCCUUUGGAGAAACAUAUUAUAUAGAAAUUUAAAUUUGCAAUUUACUUGGUUUUAUGCAUUGUAGUAGAAGAUAUUUGACAAAUCUUUAGUACUGAUGAAAUGCCAGAUCGAGCAUUUGUACGUACACAAAACUAAAGCAGUAUAAAGCAUUACCAUUUAUAAUGGCUACAUUGAUAAUACAUUUGUUAUCACUUUAGGACAAACUAUUUUUCAGCUGCAAACAAUACUUAGUUACAUUUUUACACUGACAAAGUUUGUAUAUAUACACAUUUGCCCUACAUUUUUUUUUUUAAAAUAUAUACAUACAUGCACACACCUCACUAAAUCUGGAGUUAAUAAUCCAGUUUGAAAAUCUAGGCCAAAAUAGCAACAUUUGAUCAUUUUCUAGAUCUGAUAUUUUGGCAAUCACAUCAGGUCUGCUUGCCUCAACUCUGUUAAGUUAAUAUGCCCCUUCUUUGCAUAUUGAUGGGGUGGGAUACAAUGGUCAGACAAUUUAAAAACUUGUGAUCCGGUGUCGCUUUUUAUAUAUUGAUAUAAUAUAUAUAUAUAAAAUUGGGUUCCAGUAAAAGUAUGCUGUUUACAGUUAAUAACGAGUGUAUGUAUAACAAUUUUAAUAAUAAAAGGCACCGGCACGGUUUCUGUAACAGAAUUUAUGGUACUUAGACUGCACAAUGCUGUGUUGUAAUAAAGUAUUUAUUACAAAAUCGUAAA
This is a messenger RNA of Pelobates fuscus (common spadefoot toad), 3332 nucleotides long. RefSeq names its product solute carrier family 30 member 4 (gene SLC30A4). Gene Ontology annotation, biological process: zinc ion transmembrane transport; response to zinc ion. The record is from RefSeq and is a predicted model, not a curated record. Lineage: Eukaryota; Metazoa; Chordata; Amphibia; Anura; Pelobatidae. Gene Ontology annotation, molecular function: zinc ion transmembrane transporter activity. The transcript is spliced from 7 exons. Gene Ontology annotation, cellular component: plasma membrane. The coding region runs from base 188 to 1459 and encodes 423 amino acids.